This is a messenger RNA of Coffea arabica (coffee), 1110 nucleotides long. RefSeq names its product F-box/kelch-repeat protein At3g06240-like. The record is from RefSeq and is a predicted model, not a curated record. Gene Ontology annotation, molecular function: protein binding. Lineage: Eukaryota; Viridiplantae; Streptophyta; Magnoliopsida; Gentianales; Rubiaceae.
AAAAAAACAGAAUUUCAGCUCCUGUGCCCCCUGCUGUGUGCCGACAUUCAAUAGGAGUUGCACCUAUGUUUUUGAGCCUAUCGUAUUCGCCAAUUCUCGAAACAACGCCACCACCUUCCUCAACCACCACCACCAUCCAUCUCCCCCAUCUGCAAAAUCUAUGUCCCUAAAACAGUUGGAUGGAUCCCAGCUGCCGGUGUCGACGGCAGACCUGGCCCCAAAUAUUCCCCAAGAACUCAUUAUCGACAUACUCUUGCGCCUCCCCGCAAGAUCCGUCGGCAAAUUCAGUCUGAGGAGCGGAACUUGGAGGAGAAUUGACGUUUUGCGUUAUCGUCUUCAUUUUCUUUCUGGGGUGUUUCUGAAUGGUGCUAUACAUUGGUUGGUGAAGUCUGACGUUUCACUAAUUUUAGCUUUCGAUUUGAGUUGCGAGGAAUUAAAGCUCCUGCCACUGCCUUUUUCUCGUCCAGAAAACUGUUUGUUCUCUCGUAUUGCAGUUCUUGACGGAUGUCUAACACUGGUUGCAACUAUGGGUUAUUGUAUUGAUGUUUGGAUGAUGAAGGAGUAUGGUGUUGAAGAAUCUUGGACCAAGUUUAGUGUUACUACACAAAACUAUGCGGCUCUUCCUUUACCUAUUUGCCUGCUGGGGGACGAUGAUCUUGUUUUGUAUGUGAAUCAGAAACUCGUUGUGCAUAGUUUGACAGGAGAAACUAGGAGGGAUAUGUUAUUUGCUGGAGAUAAGUUUAGAGAUGUUAAGGCCUUUUGCGAAAGUCUUGUCUCGCCUAUUUGCUAUUGUCAGAAAUGAAGGCCAACAGAACCUUGGGGUUUGACGGUUGGAAAUCUAUGCAUGCUUAUUUGGUAAAAGCCUAUUCAAUUAUGUGUUAAUCUUAUUUAAAUAGUCAUUAAAUCUAAGUGGUUAGAUGGUUGGCUAUAUAGCUACCCAGUUUCCUGUUGGAAAAAUACUUUUGUGAAAGUUACAAUGAUUGACAAGUUUGUACUAGAUGUGAUGUAAUACUUGCUGAUUGUAUUGUACCAAAGUACCGGAGGCCAAAAUUUCGCCCUGGAAUUCAGUUCCUUCUCUUGAAGAUAAGUCACGAUAAGCCCCUUUUGUCA